Trichoplusia ni (cabbage looper) is the source of this 3718-nucleotide messenger RNA. RefSeq names its product integrator complex subunit 4 (gene IntS4). Gene Ontology annotation, biological process: snRNA processing. The transcript is spliced from 16 exons. Gene Ontology annotation, cellular component: integrator complex. NCBI's taxonomy places the organism in Eukaryota, Metazoa, Arthropoda, Insecta, Lepidoptera, Noctuidae. The coding region runs from base 322 to 3231 and encodes 969 amino acids. The record is from RefSeq and is a predicted model, not a curated record.
UAAGCGCCAGGUAUAAUAAAAGGGGUUAACAGUAAAAUUGCUCGUUCUACAGUUCAAAACAAAUCCAGCAUGAUCAGGUUUCCAAUGUUCAUAAAACAUAGCACAACAACACGUGAACAUGAUCAUCUGUGGUACUGGGACUCUGUGGGUUUAGCUAACAUAAAUAUUUUUAGCACUCUGUGAAAAUCUAAUGUCUAUUGUGUCAAGAUUGUGUCAAACUCUGCUUUGAAAUACAAACAGCGACUUAUUUGUAUUAAUUUUAAUUUUUAUGUAGAGCUUGCAAGCCUUAGUAACUUGUAAAUUUCAAAGAAUUACAGAAAUAUGGCCGCAGUAUUAAAAAAGCGGGCACUUGCAGAGUACAACAAGUCAUUUCAGGAUGGCCCUCCUACAAAAAAGUUGCAUUUAGUGAAGAAACCUCUUAUUGGUAGUUCGGCGGCUGCUUUUGUAGGCCUUCUGGAGAAAUGUAAGUCCAGUGAUGAAGCCUUGCAACUGUUGCUUCGUAUUUCGGAUUGUCUACAAUUCCAAGAGUCAGAUGUAGAAGAGGCUAUUAAGAAACUCUCUGAGCAUUUCCAAUCAGAAGAAGAAUCAGUGGUGAGGGUUAAGAUAUUGUGGCUGUUCUGUGACAUUGGACUGGAAUGUCCAGGGGCAAAUCUUAGUAAUCUGAUAGACGAGACAACACAUUUGAUAAAAAAUGAGACUUCCCACAAGGUUAUUGCUCAAGGCAUAGCAACAUUGCUGAAACUUGGUAACAAGCUAAGUGAGGACAAAAUUCUAAUGAUGCGGCUUGUGGGGGUAGCCAAAGACAAUCUGAAAGACACUAGCCACCAGGUGAAGUGCCGGUGCCUGCAGCUCAUCAGUGAACUGUACCCCAUAUACCCUGAAUCUGAGAGGACUACGGAGAUGACUACAGAAGCUGAUGCCAUUGUGAAACUUUUAGGAGACUAUUCACAUGCUGAGGAUGCUAGGGUGCGCUGUGAAGCAUUCCAGUCUCUGCUCACCCUCCAUGAGAGAGGGCAAACAUUAAGUGCCAACCUCUAUGACCUGGUGUGCCUGGCAUUGUCUGAUGACUAUGAGAUUGUGAGAGAAGCUGCACUUAAACUGGUGUGGGUGUUGGGGAACAAAUACCCUGAGAACACCAUAACUCUGUGUGAUGGUGAGACAACAAUGCGCCUUGUGGACGACGCCUUUGUGCGCAUAUGCUCAGCUGUGAAUGACCUGUGCAUGCAGGUGCGGGCACUCGCCUGCACGCUGCUGGGCACCACCAGGGGAGUGUCCGACCGGUUUCUACUGCAGACGCUCGACAAACAGCUCAUGAGCAAUAUGAAGAAGAAGCGCACAGCCCACGAGCGCGGCGCGGAGCUGGUCCGCAGCGGCGCGUGGGCGUCGGGGCGGCGCUGGGCGGACGACGCGCCCGGCCAGCUGCUGCACAGCGCCACCGUGCAGCUGCUGCCCGGCGGGGCCGCCGGCGCCUUCGUGCACGGGCUCGAGGACGAGCUCAUGGAGGUCCGUACGGCCGCCGUGGACGCGGUAUGCCAGCUGUCCAUGGAGAACUCUGUAUUCGCGACUACGUCACUGGACUUCCUGGUGGACAUGUUCAACGACGAGAUCGAGGACGUGCGCCUGCGCGCCAUCGACAGUCUUACGCGCAUCGCACAUCAUAUUGUGCUGAGGGAAGAUCAGUUGGAAACCAUUCUGGGAGCUUUAGAGGAUUACUCCAUGGACGUGAGGGAGGGUCUGCACAGAAUGCUCGGCUCGUGCACGGUCGCCUCGAAGACUUGCCUGGAGAUGUGCAUCGACAAGAUACUGGAAAACCUCAAGAGAUACCCACAAGACAAACGCUCGACGUUCCGCUGCGUGCAGCGUCUGGGCAGCUCACACGCGUCGCUGGUGUUGCCGCUGACCACGCGCUUGCUCGCCGUACAUCCGUUCUUCGACAUGCCGGAGCCCGACGUCGAGGAUCCAGCUUACAUGUGCGUGUUGAUCCUGGUCCUGAACGCAGCGCAGCACUGCACGACCAUGCUGCCGCUGUUCGAGGAGCACACCGUCAAGCACUACACCUACCUCAGGGACACCAUGCCGCAUCUAGUGCCCUUGCUGCCUAUAGGUGACGCCCAACACUCGAGCGCUGAGAAGAUAGAGUCAGCCAUGGACGACAGCGCGGUGCGACGCUUCUUCGAUUCAGUAUUACAACACAUAGACAACACUUCACUGUCCAAUAACGUGCGCCUCAAGAUGUUGCAGUCGGCUGAGGAACAGCUCAACAAACUGGCGGAGAUGGAGCCGGCGGCGUCAGGCGCGGCGCAGUUCACGGCGGUGUUCCUGCGCUGCGUGCUGGCGCUGCACGCCGCGCUGCGGGACUCCGCCGGCCUGCCCGCGCACGCGCUCGCCAACCUCACCACCGACUGUCUCAGGUUGCAGCACCAGUUCAGCGGCGUGUCGGAGCAGGAGAGCGCGUGCGUGUGGCAGCUGGCGCUGCGCGUGAGUGCGGCGCGCGUGUGCGCGGCGGCGCGGGGGGCGCGCGCGGCGGCGGCGGGGCCCGCGCAGGGGGGCGCCGCGCCCGCCGGCCUGGUGCUGGGCGGGCCCGCGCCCGCCGCCGCCGCGCACGCGCUCGCCGCCGCCGCCGCGCUCACGCACCACGCCGAGCUGCUCGACCGUCUGCUCGCCACUGCCGGCGUGGAGCCGGACCCGUUCACGAUCGCGGUGUUCCGCCAGCUGUCGAUGAACGCGGACAACAAGCCGGCCGCGCUGGCUCGCGCCAUGCUCCCGCUGCUGCAGUCCGCGCCACUGCCUGUUAUACCCAGACCUAAUAUCAAGAUUCGCAUGUGCACGGCGACGAUCGUGGAGCCGGCGGCGGACAACGACACAGUGGUGCGGUUCAGUGCGGGGCUGGUGGCGGGCGUGGCGCUGGAGGCCGAGGUGCUGCGCGUGCGCGAGCCGCGCGCCCUGCGCGUGCGCGUGCACUACCCCGACACGCGCGUGCACGCGCUCGCGCCGCACAAGGACCAUCUGCGACCGCUCGACCAUCAUAACACUAAUGACGACGGCACACAGAACGUGCGCUUGCUAACGAAGGUGUUGAUAUCUCACGGCGUGUGGACGGAGCCGUGUGGCGUGGACAUCUCUGUGUGCCUGGCCGUGGAGGAGGGCGGCCGCGAGCCCGCGCAGCUCGUCGAGUUGUGUAAGCCGGUGCGCGUCACUGUCGCGCCCAAACCCAUCAAACGAGGGAUCUAGACUUCUUCACCAAAUACUUUAUCACCACCCUUUGAGUAUAAAUAACUUGAAUUAAAGAUGUUACCGACUUGCGAUAUGGGCGGUACACAACCAGUUUUAUGUUUAUAUAGAGCCUCUAACCUGAUCGGUGUCUAUGCAAUAUUUAAAAUCUUGAACUUAAGCUUUCCAAGGGUUCCUGUACAUUUAAUAUACACAUCCUAUAAAUUAUGUAGAUUCUAGAGUACAAUUUAUUAUUUCUCUGUUGUACUACUUUAACGAAUUUGAUUUCUUUAUCAUCAUAGGAGUAUGAAGCAUCAUGUAGUAGGGGAUGAAAUAGGUUUAUUGGCUAGAUCUCAAAACUUUUAACCAGUCUUAAGGCCAAAUAUUGUCAGUUUGGCUCAUCUUAUCUAAGAAUUUUCGUAAAUGAAUAAGAAACACACUUGUGCAGGCGCUAGUAUUAAAGAUUAAAUAUAUUUUAAAGUUAAGCAUAAAUAAAGAAUAUUGCAAA